Messenger RNA from Phascolarctos cinereus (koala), 1402 nucleotides. It is a transcript of the gene TNF, whose product is annotated as tumor necrosis factor. Gene Ontology annotation, biological process: tumor necrosis factor-mediated signaling pathway; positive regulation of canonical NF-kappaB signal transduction; immune response. The record is from RefSeq and is a predicted model, not a curated record. Gene Ontology annotation, molecular function: tumor necrosis factor receptor binding; cytokine activity. Gene Ontology annotation, cellular component: cell surface; membrane. NCBI's taxonomy places the organism in Eukaryota, Metazoa, Chordata, Mammalia, Diprotodontia, Phascolarctidae.
ACAGAAGCUCCCAUGCAGAGAACAUCAGGGGACUAAUCAGAGAGGGAGAAAGACUACUCCAGGCUCUCUGAAACUCUUUCACCCCUUAGAAAAACCCAAACCACUGGGCGCUCUUUCUCUCUCUCUCUCUUACACACACACUCUCUCUGUCCCCUGGGCCAUUUGCCUCUCCGCAUCAAGGAACUACAGAUUUGGACUUCAGCCUCUCCCAAAACAACACUACUGGAAACUGAGCAGCUCCACAAAACAGGAACCAUGAGCACAGAGGACAUGAUCCGAGACGUAGAGCUAGCAGAAGAAGCACUCCAAAGGAAGGCCAGGGGGCCCCAAGGCCCUGGACGCUGCCUCUGCCUGUCACUUAUCUUCUUCCUUCUUCUUGCUGGGGCCACCAUGCUCUUCUGCCUGCUGCACUUCGGGGUGAUUGGACCCCAGAAGGAAGAGGAGUCCACAGAUUUUCUUGGCAUGGAACCUCUGACCCAGAGAGUCAGAUCCUGUCAGACUGAAAGUAACAAGCCUGUAGCUCAUGUUGUAGCUGAUCCACAGGCAGAGGGGCAGCUCCAGUGGUUGAGAAGGCGUGCCAAUGUCCUCCUGAGCAAUGGCAUGAAACUGGAAGACAACCAGCUGGUGGUGCCAUCCACUGGGCUCUACCUGGUCUACUCCCAGCUCCUUUUCAAGGGUGAAGACUGUGCCAGUGAACCCCUGAUCCUCACUCACACCAUCUCCCGGGUUGCACUCUCCUACGAAAACAAAGUCAGCCUCCUUGCUGCCAUCAAGAGUCCAUGCCAGAAGGCAGCCCAAGGAGCUAGGGAAGCCAGUCCCUGGUAUGAACCAACCUACCUGGGUGGUGUCUUCCAGCUUGAGAAAGGUGAUAAGCUCAGCGCUGAAACCAACUAUCCAAAAUAUCUUGACUUUGCUGAGUCCGGCCAGGUUUAUUUUGGGGUCAUUGCCCUUUGAGAGAAGAAGGGAAGUCAUAGCCCUGCCCCCAUGCCCUUCCUCACCUUUCAUUCACCAUAUCAGUAUUCCUCCAUGCCCAUUGAUUGCCUUCUUUUUUUGGGUCUCAAAAGUGAUUUUAAAGACUGGGAACUUGAGUUUAGAACAAGCUAGAAUACGACAAAGGACAUUGAGAAAACAAGGGUCAGAAGAGUGCGAGUAGUAAUAUAAACUGAUAUUGGCUGCAUAUCAAGGACCAUAGAAAUACAGGGUCCAGAAUAACAUAUAAAAUCCAUCAAGAAAUCCAUAUGCUGAAACCAAUUUAGAACCUAGGCCAAAACUGGGAACCUAGGACCUGGAUUAGAGCAUCCAGCACACAAAACAAGCGUGACCUGAGAACCCUUUUUACUCUAGAACACUCCCCGAGGUAUAUAUCUGAUCUAGACCCUGAAAUGAAUCAAAAUCCAGAUCA